UUUCUCGACAUUGUCAGAUAAAUAUCUGAAUAUUCAUAACCCCCUUAACUCUUCAUACUAUCUAAAUUCUAACUUGUUUUUAUUUACAUUUUUGUCUUUGAAAAUGCAAGAACAAGCGACCAGUUCCAUUGCUGCUAGUUCUAUACCUUCAAGUAGUGAGAGAUCUUCUAGCUCUGCUCUCCAUCUUGAAGUUAAAGAAGUGUUUUGUGAAGGUAUGGAGAGUGAUGAUGAGAUCAGAAGAGUGCCGGAGAUGGGCGGAGAAGCCACCGGAACCACCUCAGCUUCUGGUAGAGAUGGCACUUCCGCCACCGGUCAAACUCAGCCGUCAGCUGGGACUCAAAGGAAGAGAGGAAGAAGUCCAGCUGACAAAGAAAACAAGAGGCUAAAAAGGUUGCUGAGAAAUAGAGUCUCAGCACAGCAAGCAAGGGAGAGGAAGAAAGCAUACUUGAUAGACCUAGAAGCAAGGGUGAAAGAAUUGGAAACAAAAAAUGCAGAACUUGAAGAGAGGUUAUCCACUUUGCAAAAUGAGAACCAGAUGCUUAGACAUAUACUGAAGAACACAACAGCAGGUGCGCAAGAAGGGAGGAAAUAAAAUAUGAUAGGCAGAAUCAUCCAUUACAAAGACUGGAUAUGUGAUCAUUGUUGUUUUGAUCCUAUGUGGGCAUUGUAGAGAGAAUCUCUUAAUCCUGGAUUUGACAAUAUAUGCAUGUUUGUGGGUGGAUUGUCUUGUUCUGAUUUGAUUAUUUAGUCUACUCUUAGGUGUUGUAGAUUAUAUUAGUGAAGGUUUACCGUUA
Nicotiana tabacum (common tobacco) is the source of this 794-nucleotide messenger RNA. NCBI's taxonomy places the organism in Eukaryota, Viridiplantae, Streptophyta, Magnoliopsida, Solanales, Solanaceae. The record is from RefSeq and is a predicted model, not a curated record.